GGAGGAGGAGGAGGAGGAGGAGUAGCCGCUCAUUCAUUUCUACUCCGCAUUCCGGCCCCUCGCCGGCCUCGCCCGCCACCCGGACUUCGGGGGCCGACCGUGCCAACUGCGUCGCGCCCUCCCGCCGCCGGGGUUGGGGCGUCGCAUUGCCGCCCCCCGCCCCCCCCCCCCCCGCUCCCUCCUCCUCCUCGACCCGGGAGCGGCUUGCUCGUCCCUUCGCUGGACGGGGCUGGGCUGGCCCACCCACCACCCCCUUUUUGGGGCCGCCCCCCACCCCCCCCCCUCUCUGGGCUUGAAAAUGGAGGCCGACGACGCUGACAGCCCGCCCCGACGCGCCUCGGGUGCCCCAGUCCGCCGAGCUCUGCGCAGCGGCUGCCGGAGCUGAGCGGCCGCCCCGCGCCCCUCCCGCCGUCCGCGCCGCCUUCGGAGCCGCGGCGCCGGCGCCCUGGGUCUGGCUGGAGGGCGGACCCCGGACUGAGUGCGAGACUUUUUUUUUUUACCCCCCCUUCUUUUUCCUAUUAUUUUUGAUUUUUCGGAGAAAGGGCAGUUGCGUCCCAAAGCAAAGGAAUGAAGUCUGGCUUCGGAGUGCCCUGGACCUCGGCGUGGGGGCUCCUGUUUCUCUGCGCCGCGCUCUCGCUCUGGCCGACGACGGGAGAAAUCUGCGGGCCGGGCAUCGACAUCCGCAAUGACUACCAGCAGCUGCGGCGCCUGGAGAACUGCACGGUCAUCGAGGGCUACCUGCACAUCCUGCUCAUCUCCAAGGCCGAAGACUACCGCAGCUACCGCUUCCCCAAGCUCACCGUCAUCACCGAGUACCUGCUGCUCUUCCGCGUGGCCGGCCUCGAGAGCCUGGGCGACCUCUUCCCGAACCUGACGGUCAUCCGCGGCUGGAAGCUCUUCUACAACUAUGCGCUGGUCAUCUUCGAGAUGACCAACCUCAAGGACAUUGGCCUGCACAAUCUGCGGAACAUCACGCGCGGCGCCAUCCGCAUCGAGAAGAACGCGGACCUCUGCUACCUGUCCACGGUCGACUGGUCCCUCAUCCUGGAUGCCGUGUCCAACAACUACAUCGUGGGCAACAAGCCGCCCAAGGAGUGUGGCGACCUGUGUCCACGCACGGCCGAGGAGAAGCCGCUGUGUGAGAAAACGAGCAUCAACAACGAGUACAACUACCGCUGCUGGACCCCCACGAGCUGCCAAAAAACAUGCCCGAGCUCAUGUGGGAAGCGGGCUUGCACGGAUGACGACCAGUGCUGUCACCCCGAGUGUCUGGGCGGCUGCACCGCACCCGACAACGACACGGCCUGCAUUGCCUGCCGCCACUAUUACUUCAACGGCCUGUGCGUGGUCCAGUGCCCACCCAACACCUACCGCUUUGAGGGAUGGCGCUGCGUGGACCGCGACUUCUGCGCCAGCAUCCCCAACGCCGACGCCAGUGAAAUAGAGGGCUUCGUCAUCCACCAGGGCGAGUGCAUGCAGGAGUGCCCCUCUGGCUUCAUUCGCAACAGCACCCAGAGCAUGUUCUGCGUCCCCUGUGAGGGCCCUUGCCCCAAAGUCUGUGAGGAAGAGAAGAGGACAAAGACCAUCGACUCGGUGACCUCCGCCCAGAUGCUGCAGGGAUGCACCAUUUUCAAGGGGAACCUGCUGAUUAAUAUCCGUCGAGGCAACAACAUCGCCUCGGAGCUGGAGAACUUCAUGGGGCUCAUCGAGGUGGUGACGGGCUACGUGAAGAUCCGCCACUCACACGCGCUGGUGUCGCUGUCCUUCCUGAAGAGCCUCCGCCAGAUCGGGGGCGAGGAGCAGCUGGAGGGGAACUACUCCUUCUACGUGCUGGACAACCAGAACCUGCAGCAGCUGUGGGACUGGGAGCACCGCAACCUGACCAUCAAGGCCGGCAAGAUGUACUUCGCCUUCAACCCCAAGCUGUGUGUCUCGGAGAUUUACCGCAUGGAGGAGGUGACGGGCACCAAGGGGCGCCAGAGCAAAGGGGACAUCAACACCAGGAACAACGGGGAGAGAGCCUCCUGUGAGAGCGACGUCCUGCACUUCACCUCCACCAGCACCUGGAAGAACCGGAUCAUCAUCACAUGGCACCGGUACCGCCCUCCAGAUUACCGGGACCUCAUCAGCUUCACCGUCUACUACAAGGAAGCGCCCUUCAAGAAUGUGACCGAGUACGAUGGCCAGGACGCCUGCGGCUCCAACAGCUGGAACAUGGUGGACGUGGACCUGCCGCCCAACAAGGAUGUGCAGCCGGGGAUCCUGCUGCACGGCCUGAAGCCCUGGACGCAGUACGCCGUGUACGUCAAGGCCGUGACCCUCACCAUGGUGGAGAAUGACCACAUCCGGGGCGCCAAGAGCGAGAUCCUGUACAUCCGCACCAACGCCUCAGUGCCCUCCAUCCCCCUGGACAUCCUGUCGGCUUCCAACUCCUCGUCACAGCUCAUUGUCAAGUGGAACCCGCCCUCACUGCCCAACGGCAACCUGAGCUACUACAUCGUGCGGUGGCAGCGCCAGCCCCAGGACAGCUACCUGGCCCGGCACAACUACUGCUCCAAAGGCCGGGCCGACAAAAUCCCUGUCCGGAAAUAUGCUGAUGGCACCAUCGACAUCGAGGAGGUGACGGAGAACCCCAAGACCGAGGUGUGCGGUAACGAGAAAGGACCGUGCUGCGCCUGCCCCAAGACGGAGGCCGAGAAGCAGGCCGAGAAGGAGGAGGCCGAGUAUCGCAAAGUCUUCGAGAACUUCCUGCACAACUCCAUCUUCGUGCCCAGACCCGAGCGGAAGCGGCGAGAUGUGUCUUCAGGCACCAAUGUCACCCUGCCCAUCCGGGCCCGGAACAGCUCGGCCGAUGGCUAUAUCAUCUCAGAUGACGACGAUGACACGGAAUUCCCAUUCUACGAGAGCCGGGUGGAUAACAAGGAGCGCACGGUCAUCUCGAACCUGCGGCCCUUCACGCUCUACCGCAUCGACAUCCACAGCUGCAACCAUGAGGCCGAGAAGUUGGGCUGCAGCGCCUCCAACUUCGUCUUUGCCAGGACCAUGCCUGCAGAAGGAGCAGAUGACAUCCCUGGCCAUGUGACCUGGGAGUCGAGGCCUGAGAACUCCGUCUUCCUAAAGUGGAACGAACCCGAGAACCCCAAUGGCUUGAUCUUGAUGUAUGAGAUCAAGUAUGGGUCCCAGACAGAGGACCAGCGGGAGUGCGUGUCCCGCCAGGAGUACAGGAAGUACGGAGGGGCCAAGCUCAGCCGCCUGAACCCUGGGAACUACACUGCUCGCAUCCAGGCCACUUCCCUCUCUGGGAAUGGGUCGUGGACAGAGCCUGUGUUCUUUUACGUCCCAGCCAAAAAAACCUACGAGAGUUUCUUCCAGCUGAUCAUCGCGCUGCCCGUGGCCGUCCUGCUCAUCGUCGGGGGCCUGGUGAUCAUGCUGUACAUCUUCCACAGGAAGCGCCGCCUGGGCAAUGGGGUCUUGUACGCCUCUGUGAAUCCUGAGUACUUCAGUGCUGCUGACGUGUAUGUGCCUGACGAGUGGGAGGUGGCCCGGGAGAAGAUCACCAUGAACCGUGAGCUGGGCCAGGGCUCCUUCGGGAUGGUCUACGAGGGUGUGGCCAAGGGUGUGGUGAAGGACGAGGCGGAGACCCGGGUGGCCAUCAAGACCGUGAACGAGGCGGCCAGCAUGCGGGAGAGGAUCGAGUUUCUCAAUGAGGCCUCAGUGAUGAAGGAGUUCAACUGCCAUCAUGUGGUGCGACUGCUGGGCGUGGUGUCCCAGGGCCAGCCCACACUGGUCAUCAUGGAGCUGAUGACCCGAGGGGACCUCAAAAGCUACCUCCGCUCUCUGAGACCGGAAAUGGAGAAUAACCCCGUGCUGGCGCCCCCUAGUCUGAGCAAGAUGAUCCAGAUGGCCGGUGAGAUCGCUGAUGGCAUGGCUUACCUCAAUGCCAACAAGUUCGUCCACCGUGACCUGGCUGCCCGCAACUGCAUGGUGGCUGAAGAUUUCACUGUCAAGAUCGGAGAUUUCGGAAUGACCAGAGACAUCUAUGAGACUGACUAUUACCGCAAAGGAGGGAAGGGGCUGCUGCCGGUGCGCUGGAUGUCCCCCGAGUCGCUCAAGGACGGCGUUUUCACCACUCACUCUGAUGUCUGGUCCUUCGGUGUGGUCCUCUGGGAGAUAGCUACUCUGGCCGAGCAACCGUACCAGGGCCUGUCCAACGAGCAGGUGCUGCGUUUUGUCAUGGAAGGUGGCCUCCUGGACAAGCCGGACAACUGCCCCGACAUGCUGUUCGAGCUCAUGCGCAUCUGCUGGCAGUACAACCCCAAGAUGCGGCCCUCCUUCCUGGAGAUCAUCUGCAGCAUCAAGGACGAGCUGGAGCCCGGCUUCCGCGAGGUCUCCUUCUACUACAGCGACGACAACAAGCCGCCCGAGGCCGAGGAGCUGGAGCUGGAGCUGGAGCCCGAGAACAUGGAGAACGUGCCCCUGGACCCCGACGCCGAGGCGGGCGCCGCCGCCCCCGUGGCCGCCUCCGCCGCCGCCGCUGUCGCCGCCCUCGCCGCGCCCCCAGCCGCCUCGGCCGCCACCGGCUCGACCCUGUCGCUGCCGCUGCCCGAGCGCCCGUCGGCGGCCGCGGCGCUCAAGGAGAACGGCCCGGGCCCCAGCGUGCUGCUGCUGCGCGCCAGCUUCGACGAGCGCCAGCCCUACGCGCACAUGAACGGCGGCCGCCGCAACGAGCGCCCGCUGCCGCUGCCCCAGUCCUCCACCUGCUGAGCCCGCCCGCCUCCUGUACCUCGGCGGCGCGCCAGCUGCCCACGGGAGAUGAGCUCCCCGCCCGCGGCGGCGCCGGGGCAGGGGGGUGUUCCUUUUCUCGAUAUGCAGCUUUUUUUAUUUCCUACCCAAACCCUUAACUGACACGGGCCUUCACAACCUUAAUGACUAACAAUAGCAACAGAACACUCGCGAAUCCAGUGUCUCUCUCUCUCUCUCUCUCUCUCUCUCUCUCUCUCUCUCUCUUCUCUCUCUCUGCCUCUCUCUCUCUCUCUUUCUCUCUUUCCUCUCUCUCUUUCCUCUCUUCUCUCCCCCCUCUCCCCACUCUCUUUCUCUCUCUCUGCUUCAGAACUGAGAAGCCCUUGGCGCCAGCCCCAACAGGGACCCCCCUCUGAUCAGAUCAAGGAUGUGGCUGCCCCUUGCGCCCCUGGGAACCCCCCCCCACCCCACUGCUCCCUGCACAGCCCUCCCUGUCUUCACUGUCUUUUAUGAGACCCUCAUGGGGUAGGAACUUCCCUCCCUCCCCCAUGUCUGUCUCCUCCCGGGGGUCCCUGCUCCCCAGAUUCUGCCUGAAUUUCUGCUCAGGCUCCGCCCCUGCCCCGCCCAUCUGUAGGCACCCGUGCAGGGUUGCAGGGAAAGGGACCCGGGAGAGGGACACUUGGUAUCUGGGCAUCCCCGCUCGGGUCCCCAUGGCCCCCCUCCAGGCGGCUGCUUGUCCUGGACCUUUCCAGAUGUUCAGAACGAAGCUCCUGUCGGCGGCGGGGGGGGGGCGGGGAUUAUGGGCCAAAUGCACCCUUCUCUCAGCAGAGGUGGGCACUACCCACGUCAGCCUUUCUCACCACGCCCCCCCACCCGAAAUUGGGGACACACAGCCCCCCACCCCUUUAUGGAAAACCAGGAAUACUUGCUGGAAGGAAAGGGGCCAGGACCCAGUGGAAAAGGUCGCAGGGACACUCUGGCCCAUGUAGGUUUGCCGGGAAAGGAAUCCACACCCUCCGUGCAGCGAGGAGAAACGGGAAGCACCCAGGCUUCCUCCCCCCACCCUCUUUGGCAUUUUCUCUCCCCCACCCCUUGAACUCUGUCACGGGUCUCUCAGUUCUAUGUUGGACCCAGAGACUCGGGCGUCUACAAUGUCUUCAGCCUCACUUUGAUAACUUUUUUACGGUUCAGAUACUCAUCUAUACAUCUGUACAGAAAAAGGAAAAAAAAAGCUAUUUUUUUGGGGGGGUUCUUUAUCUUUGUGGAUUCAAUCUAUGAAAACUUUCAGGUCUGUCGCUUUUCUGCUUGCUCCAAGAAACUUCUCGAAGCCCCCCCAACCCCUCCCAGCCAGCUGGACUUCUCGAACCCCAUUUGCCUUUUUUUAUAAAUCUGUCCCCGCCCCCUCCCCCCCUUCCCCAGGGCUGUGUGGAUAGAGGAGAGUGGGGGCCCGGCACCCCACUCUUCUUGGCCUGUUCUCACCUGGCUUCAGGUCAAAGAAGGAGACAUGGUUGAAACUCAGGUCAGAAAACAACAUAAAAUUCCACGACCCUUGUCCGAGGCCUCUGGUCCCCCCCCCCCCCCCGGGCCGGAAGUGGGACCCCAAUGCUCUCCAGCCUCUGUGAGGGGUGUAAGACCUAAGCCGGACAGGUCAGUGUUUGUAUCCUGGGGUCCCACUGCAGCUUGCUCUGCAGCAGGCACGGUUGGGGGGUGCUAGUUUUAGGGUUUGCCUUGUUGGUUUCACCUGCCCCCCUCCCUGAAAGGCAGCCAGAGUCCAAAGCCGGGGGGGCCGGGGUGGGGCUGGGGGUGCUAUUCUUCCAUGACCACGCUCCCACCCCCUCCCCAACUGGCUCCUUGGUCCAGGGUGUGACCCCCCAUCCCUGGGGCUUUGGAGGUGCAGUCCUACCACUCGGGCCGCAGGGAUGGCAGAUGCAGACCACGGGUGUGGGGUGCAGGUCAUAGCUCGUGUGUCUUUUCCCCAGAGGUGGGGGUUCUCCUCAGAACUUUGAACACCCCCUCCCCCCCACACCAGUUUCCUCUAGCCUUUGUCCCAUAGAGGGGGGAACUAUUCUCUAAUGUGUGAAAAAGAUAAGUGAACCCAGAAGGGAAGGGAUUUUCCUUUGCGAUCCCUGUUCUGAAACCCCUGUCGGGAAUUUAGAUGCUGAGAAAAAGGGCGUCAGCGUGGGGCGGCGGCUCCGCCAGCUCUCGCUUUUGCUUUUCAGACAUUUAUCUACCUCGCUCUUUUUUUUUUUUAAAUGUGUUUCUCCAUCUCAAUGUGGCCCAGCUCUGGCAAUAGACCGUUGAUAACCGGGCACCUCAUGGGCACCUCAUGGGCACCUCAUGGGCACCCCAGGCCGGCCACCUCGUCCUCCUGCUUCCCACGUCCACCUGCCCGCUGUUUCUGGACUGUCUCUGAGCUGUCUCUGUCUCCUGUCUUCUCACUGGCUUUCAAGAGGUGUCAGAACUCAGGCGCCCCUCCCGGCCUGGCCCAGGCCCCCCCUCCCCACCUCCCCGCUUCCGCAGAGCCAGGAGAGGGAGUUGUGGGGGGGAUCCCAGCUCUGGGGAGGCAGUCGCGAUGCCAAACUUUCUCUAUUGGGGGACUGGCUGGGGGAGGGACUGGGGGCCACUAAAAUGCUCCUGCAGGGGGUCCUUCUGGUCAGUUCACCCUGCCCAGCACCAGAAGUGCUGGGGAGGCUGAGCAGAGCCGUGGCCCACAGCCAGGCCAGCCCCGGUGCCCUGCAGGCUGGAGGGCUGAUGGCAGGCCCCAAGCCCCCCACCCAUCCCCCUGCUGCUACCGUUCACGGGGAGGGAGGCGCCUUUUACAGGUCUGAGCCGCUGGGCGUGAGGUUUUCUCCAAAGCGAGGGUGGGGUGGGGGCUCCGCUACCCUCCUCGUCCCUCAGAUCCACUCCCUCUGGGCCUGUGACUCCCCGACCCCUCCAGAGCAGCGAGUCUCUCGUGUGCACCCCCUUCACCCCCCAAUUUCCAUAACUGGAUUUCUACAGCGCAUUUAGCCGAUCCCAGGGUUCCUGAGACUCGUCCGUUGCGGGUCGGGUAUCGGUUUAUGCGUGUCUUGAGCCGGUGGUGUUCCUUGCAGUAGAAAGGAAGGAAUCACCGGGCAGGCGUCGUGCCCCGAUGGGAACAGACGCUUUGGGAACCCUAAGGCAGAAAUGUGUGCGCACCUGAUCGGGCUUUGGUGCGGGGCGGGCCUGAACCCCGCCAUGGCCACGCAGUGUGGCCCAGCCCAAGUGUGCUGGUGCUGCCUCUCCCAUGCCAGCCCGCAUGCUCGCCUCAGUCUCCUCCAAAAAGGGGCUGGAGCUGAGUUGGCUGCCUGGUCCAGCCCAGCGGGAUGGGGAAUGGGUGCAGGCACAGUCGCCACCCAGGGGCUCUUCUCCCCGCAUGCCGUGUGCUGCCAGUGGGGUUCAGCCUCCAUGGUGGGAGUGAGACCUGCCCCGGGGUCUUGUCCAGGCGAUGCCAAAACGUGAGACAUAGUCAGUGGGCGCGGGGCAACCCACGGCUCUGGGGUCUCCCCUUCCCAUCCCACUUGGUGACUUAGAAUAACACUUGUGGGGUGGAAGUGGCUUAGAGACCGGGGCGCGAGGGGUGGAGGUGAUUUUGGCUCUGGUGGUCCAACGCUGGGCACUAGCCUGUGUGCUGGUGUGGACAGCGGAUGGCCGUAUCCGGGGCUGGGAGCCAGGGGCUGGGUCCGGGUUCCCCAACCAAACCUCUCUCUCGCUAGUGCAUCUCCGGGGACCGGUGGCUGAGCGUGUCGCUGGGCACAGUGAUGGUUCCCAAAGCGCCAACGGGUGCCAAGCCCAGGGCACUGGGUCCGGUGGGUCCUGCCAGCAUGGAAGAAGAUUCCCCGAUGCAGGCGUGUGUGUCCCCCCUAACCCCCAAUGACAGCUACCGCCCCACACCUGCCUCAGCCAGGCCCCCAAACGUGCUCAAACUUGGGGGAUAGACUUGGCGUCCACGAUGCAUUUCUGAGUCGGCCGUGUUCUCGUGUCCUGGGCUCAGCGGCAAGAGCAAGCUGGAAACCCCAGUUUUCAGGACCAGUGAGGAAAACCCCACUGCCUUAAGCCCCUUGGAAGGAGUUGAGGCGCAGACGAGAACUUGGAGAACGGCUGUUUCUGGGAGGUGGCUCGGAUGCGAGCGAUGCUGAAGAUCCCAGCCUGGGCGGCCCAGAGGGUUUCCAGGGGGCGUCCAGCGAAUGGGACCGGUGGAGGAAGAACAACGGAUCAAGGUUCCUCUGGAAGUCACCAGCGGCGUCUUCGUCGUGAAGGGGACGGGGUUGACAGCGGCGUGGCUGCCUCUGGCAUGCAACGGUUUGACGGGCUCAGGCCAGCAUCCAGGCUCCACCUCUGUCCAUGGCUGUUUGGUUCCAGCCAACAAACCCAACCUCCACCUUGGAAAACGUGCCUCAGUCAGCACGGAGGCCGACCGUCCACCCAUCCGACAUGGGGGUGCUGGGGCGGGUUUAUUUUGGUUUUGUUUUUUAUUGCUUGGUUUGGUUUUUUGUUUGUUUGGGUUUCUUUGUUUUUGUUUUUUUUUUUUACUAUGAUGCGAGAACAUAAUGCUGACCCAUCUGUGCGUCCACGUUAGUCCGUCCACAUUCUCCCGGCAAACAUCCGUUCCUCAAACAUCCAUUACUCACUCAUUAGCAUUUUCACUAGGGCUCUGUCCAGUAGAUUACGGGUAGUCAGUUGACGAAGAUCUGGUUUACAAGAACUAAUUCAAUGUUCCAUCGCAUUUUUUUCUUCUUUUUUUUUGUAAGAACUUAGGGUAAUUUUAUAAGACAUCUAUAGUAGGUAAUCGCCGAACAUAAUUUAAAGACACUUUUUUUUCCUCUCUGCGUGUGCAAGUGUGUGUUUGUGAUCCAUAUAUAAAUAUAUAUUAUUUUUUUUAGGAUGCCUGUUUACUAGCUAGCUUUACAGUAUGCCAAAAAUAAUAAUAAAGGAUUUUUCCCUUCACCUCCAUCCCACCCUCUCCCCUCAUCUCACCAUCUCUGCCACUACUUGUGUGUGUAGUAAAGGACUGAGGAUGAAUUAAGAAGCAUACUCUGGGGCCAAAGAGAUAGGACAGUGGGAGGGCACCUGCCUUGCAUGUAGCCCACGCGGGUUCAUACCCAGCAUCCCACCUGGUCCCCAAACCCUGCCAGGAGUAACCCUCCUUGAAUGCAGAGCUAGGAGUAAGCUCUGAGCACAGCCAGGUGUGGCCCCUAAACCCUCCCUCACCCACCCCCGUUUUUUUUUAAUAAAAAAAAGUAUACUUCUGUAUCUUCAGUAUCGUGAUCUUCCAGAACCUUCUGCUUGGAAGGGGAUCUGCUUCCCCUGGCCCUUUUGCUUUCGAGGCUCGGCCCUCGUCGGCCAAGGAAACAGGCAGAGAUGUUGCCGUGCCAGGCCAGCUGGGCAGCGGGUCAUCCCCCGCCCCGGUCAGCAUGUGGGGGGGUUUUCUUUGUGACAUAGUAGCACUGAGGGGUGGGCCCGGUUCCCUCCCUCAUCCCGCCAGGAAGAUGUAGUAGGAACAAAGACCGUUAAGAGACCCUUAAGCCACUGGCCUCCAAGCCUGCCUUGGGUGACGAAGGCCUUGCUAGAGCAAGAAAGGAGGCCAGGGAGGUGGCUCUGAGGGUCUGCGAGUCUGCUUUGAAUGCAGGACACCCAGGUUUGAUCUCUGGCAAAGUCUGGUCCCCCCCAGCAUAGCCGGGAGCGACCCCUACCCCCACCCCAAGCACCAAGCCAGGGACCCAUAACCUGGUACGCUCAAAAACCAAAAAAGCAAAAAAAAAGAUUAAAACUUUAAAAAAUAAAGGAGCAAGGAAGAGACCCCGUUUAUCUCUCUGUAAGGCUGAAAGACCUCAUUCGAUCCCAGAAAACAUUUUUUCCCCCUACCAAAAACCUUGUAAUCAUUUUGGUGAUGUGUACUUAAUUUGGUUCUUCAGUUUGGCCGCGUUUCCCAAGUGAUCACUUUCUGUUCACCUUCCCCAAGGGGCCACUAGCCGCAUGGCUCCAUCCCAUCACUGCGAUCCUCUCUGUGGAUUUGCCCUCAGUGGGAGAAAGGUCCACAGAGAAUUUGGGCUUUGUUUUCAAUUUUUUAAUUUGGAUGCUUGUUGCAUAGACACAUCCUCCAAUGCUUGGCAAAAAAAAACACAAAAAAACCUGGCUGCUUUCUAAGGUUGAGGUGAGCUGUUUGCCAGAGUUUGUCUACCUCUGGGACAAAAAAAAAAUGAAAAAAAGAAAAACCCACAAAAAACUAAAAAUCAAGCCACCGAAGGCCCAUUGGACCGAAUGCAUCGCAUAUAAUGCAUUUUCUGAGUUUUCUUGUUGAGAAAUAAAAGUUUUUUUAAAAAAAGUUCCAAAAAACCCCACAAAAAUUGUCAUCACGUGGCCAAUUUGUUACAUGCUAUGACUUUCUCUGUAUAAAUUAUUCCUAAAAAAAAAUAAAAUUUUUUUCCUGUUUCUAUAAAAAAAAAUUCAGUAGGUAAAAAAAAUUUCAAAAUGGUUUUGUAUAUUCUGUUGUAUGACUUUAUUCCUGUUAUUGCAUUAUACUCUGAAUUCUUUAUGGGAAAAAAAAACUUUGUCUAUUUUGAAUGGCUAAAGCGACGGCUACUUUGGUUUCUCUUACUCUGCUUUUUUCUAGUAGUUAAAGUACUACAUGCUUUAAGUUAAAUAAAAGUAUUCUGUAUGCA
Sorex araneus (European shrew) is the source of this 11420-nucleotide messenger RNA. RefSeq names its product insulin like growth factor 1 receptor (gene IGF1R). Gene Ontology annotation, biological process: multicellular organism development; insulin-like growth factor receptor signaling pathway; positive regulation of MAPK cascade. The record is from RefSeq and is a predicted model, not a curated record. The transcript has 21 exons. The coding region runs from base 568 to 4764 and encodes 1398 amino acids. Gene Ontology annotation, cellular component: membrane; insulin receptor complex; axon. Gene Ontology annotation, molecular function: ATP binding; insulin receptor activity; phosphatidylinositol 3-kinase binding. NCBI's taxonomy places the organism in Eukaryota, Metazoa, Chordata, Mammalia, Eulipotyphla, Soricidae.